Messenger RNA from Molossus molossus (Pallas's mastiff bat), 972 nucleotides. RefSeq names its product guanidinoacetate N-methyltransferase (gene GAMT). The transcript has 6 exons. The coding region runs from base 52 to 762 and encodes 236 amino acids. NCBI's taxonomy places the organism in Eukaryota, Metazoa, Chordata, Mammalia, Chiroptera, Molossidae. The record is from RefSeq and is a predicted model, not a curated record. Gene Ontology annotation, biological process: creatine biosynthetic process. Gene Ontology annotation, cellular component: cytoplasm; nucleus. Gene Ontology annotation, molecular function: guanidinoacetate N-methyltransferase activity.
ACCAACCCUUCGUAUCUGGAGCCGAGCCUGGGGCGCUCGUGGGUCUGCAGCAUGAACGUCCCUGCCGCGACCCCCAUCUUCGUUCCUGGAGAGAACUGCAAGCCCGCAUGGCUGACGGCGCCCGCGUCCUAUGAUGCGUCGGACACGCACCUGCAGAUCCUGGGCAAGCCAGUAAUGGAGCGCUGGGAGACCCCCUACAUGCACGCGCUGGCUGCCGCCGCCGCCUGCAGAGGGGGCCGGGUCCUAGAGGUGGGUUUCGGCAUGGCCAUCGCAGCAACCAAGGUGCAGGAAGCCACCAUCGAUGAGCACUGGAUCAUUGAGUGCAAUGACCGAGUCUUCCAGCGGCUUCAGGACUGGGCUCAGCAGCAGCCACACAAGGUGGUUCCCUUGAAAGGCCUGUGGGAAGAGGUAGCACCCACUCUGCCAGAUGGUCACUUUGACGGGAUCCUGUAUGACACGUAUCCACUGUCCGAGGAAACCUGGCACACGCACCAGUUCAACUUCAUCAAGGGCCACGCUUUUCGCCUGCUGAAGCCAGGGGGCGUCCUCACCUACUGCAACCUCACUUCCUGGGGGGAAUUGAUGAAGUCCAAAUACUCCAACAUCAACACUAUGUUCGAGGAGACGCAGGUACCAGCACUGCUAGAGUCGGGCUUCCGGCGGGAGAACAUCCACACACAAGUGAUGGAACUGGUCCCACCUGCCGACUGCCGAUACUAUGCCUUCCCGCAGAUGAUCACACCCCUGGUCACCAAGCACUAAGUCUGGCAGACACAGGCUCAGCCACCUAUGCACCACCCCCCCCAGCCCAGUGCCUUUGUGGCUGGGAGCUCAGGCUCUGACCUCACAGCCCAGCUUCUAGUUGAGGCAGCACCAACUUUGUGACCCCAGCCAUCUUCCCUAACAUCUUCAAGGGGAUCAGUACCAGCCUUCUGGGGUCAUGGGGAUGAAAUAAAUGCUAACACUGGGCCA